Molecule: messenger RNA, 974 nt
Organism: Pelecanus crispus (Dalmatian pelican)
Lineage: Eukaryota; Metazoa; Chordata; Aves; Pelecaniformes; Pelecanidae
Source: RefSeq, a predicted model, not a curated record
AUGACACGGGUAGAAAGUCGAGACAAGUUGCCGCAGCCCGGACAGCCCGAUCCAUUGUCUCAUUGCAAAGAGAAGGAUGUUGAUGACUGCUGGUUCUACUUCACAUAUUCUGUCAACUCAAAUGGUGAAGCCAGUGUCCACGUGGUAGAGACCCCAGAAUGCCCCAGCGGCCCUGACAUCGUUCCCAUUGUAGCUGGUGUGGUUGCUGGAAUUGUUCUUAUUGGACUUGCAUUAUUAUUGAUUUGGAAACUACUAAUGAUCAUUCAUGACAGAAGAGAAUUUGCUAAAUUUGAAAAGGAGAAGAUGAAUGCCAAGUGGGAUACGGGUGAAAAUCCUAUUUACAAGAGUGCAGUGACAACUGUGGUCAAUCCUAAAUAUGAGGGAAAAUGAACACUGCUUGUAUAACUUCACAACACUGUAUGCAGCGUAGCAAUUUUUGUAGUCACAGUAAGAUAGAUUUAGGGCAAACUGCAGUGAUUUUACUAAUUCAUUACAUAUAGGUUUGUUUUCCUGUGCAGGUUUUGAAAAUGUACCAUAUGUAAUUUUUUAUUUUUAUCUUUUUUGCGAAUAAAAGUGAUCAGUGCCAGGGGUCUGACAAAAAACUUGAGAUUGUGUAGCCUAGUCAGCCAAGGUCACAUGGUGCCUUUCGGAGCUUUUCCACUCCUGUGCUGUGAAUCCAGGUCUUCUGCAGGGCGCGAUACUUCUGUGGCAGACUGGGAGGGACAUGGGUAAAGCAGUCAGCAUGAGGGCUCUGCCGAGCCAUUUAGUAUUAAACUUUUUAGCUUUACAGGGAAAUCAGGGCUUGAGUUUGCAGAUCUAAUUAAACUCACGUAGCAUGGAGCUAAUGGUUAAUUGGUCUUCUACUUGCUAGGCAUAUGAUUAAGUGUAUGGUAAGUUGAGCAAGUUGGAAGUGAACAGUGUAAAAGACUGAAAAGUGUGUGCAUACUUACUUUUAAUUUUUAAGUUGCUUAUUG